Molecule: messenger RNA, 917 nt
Organism: Suricata suricatta (meerkat)
Lineage: Eukaryota; Metazoa; Chordata; Mammalia; Carnivora; Herpestidae
Product: olfactory receptor 6B2-like
Exons: 3
Coding region: 12-917 (301 amino acids)
Biological process (GO): G protein-coupled receptor signaling pathway
Cellular component (GO): membrane
Molecular function (GO): G protein-coupled receptor activity; olfactory receptor activity
Source: RefSeq, a predicted model, not a curated record
GAAACCUCUCCAUGGUCUACUACCAAGGCUUUGUGCUGGAGGGAUUUGAAGGUGGUCUGGAGACUCAGGCUCUGCUCUUUGCUGUUUUCCUGACCCUGUACAUGGUGACUGUGCUGGGGAACCUCGCCAUGAUUGUGGUCAUCAACUUGGAUGCCCGCCUGCACUCCCCAAUGUACUUCUUCCUCAAGAACCUCUCCUUCCUGGACUUGUGCUACUCAUCUGUCAUUGCCCCCAAUGCCCUGGCCAACUUCUUCUCCCCAUCCAAGGUCAUCACCUUUGCAGGCUGUGCCACCCAGCUAUUCUUCUUCUCCUUGCUGGUCACCACUGAAGGCUUCCUCCUGGGCGUCAUGGCCUAUGACCGUUUCAUGGCCAUCUGCAGCCCCCUGCACUACCCCAUCACCAUGACACCUGGGAUCUGCGUCCAGCUGGUGGCCUUCUCCUUCGCGUGCGGCUUCUCCAUCUCUGUGGUCAAGGUGUACUUCAUCUCCAGCGCCACGUUCUGUGGCUCCAAUGUCCUCAACCACUUCUUCUGCGACAUCUCUCCCAUUCUCAAACUGGCCUGCACAGACUUCUCGACCGCAGAGCUGGUGGAUUUCGUCCUGGCCUUCAUCAUCCUGGUGUUUCCGCUGGUGGCCACGGUGCUGUCGUACGGGCACAUCACCCUGGCCGUCCUGCGCAUCCCCUCGGCCACUGGCCGCUUGAGGGCCUUCUCCACCUGCGCCUCCCACCUUGCCGUGGUCACCAUCUUCUAUAUGGCCAUGAUCUUCAUGUAUGUCCGACCACAGGCCAUUGAUUCCCGGAGCUCCAACAAGUUCAUCUCUGCUGUUUACACCGUCCUCACCCCGAUAAUCAACCCCUUGAUCUACUGCCUGAGGAACAAAGAAUUUAAGGCUGCCUUGAAAAAGGCUCUGCGCUAG